UCACCACCACCACCAGCAUCACCACCACCAUCACCACCAUCACCAUCACCAUCAUCACCAUCACCACCACCAUCACCACCACCACCAUCACCACCAUCACCACCAUCACCACCACCAUCACCACCACCAUCACCACCAUCACCACCACCAUCAGCACCAUCACCACCAUCAUCACCAUCACCACCAUCUCCAUCACCACCACCAUCACCGCCACCAUCACCAGCACCACCAUCACCAAAAUCACCACCACCAUCACCACCACCAUCACCACCAUCACCAUCACCACCACCAUCAACACCAUCACCAUCACCACCAUCACCACCAUCACCACCACCAUCACCACCACCAUGAGCACCACCAUCACCACCACCAUCACCACCAUCACCAUCAUCACCACCACCAUCAGCACCAUCACCACCAUCAUCACCAUCACCACCAUCUCCAUCACCACCACCAUCACCACCACCAUCACCAGCACCACCAUCACCAAAAUCACCACCACCAUCACCACCACCAUCACCACCACCAUCAUCACCACCACCACCAUCACCACCAUCACCAUCACCACCACCACCAUCACCACCAUCACCACCACCACCAUCACCACCAUCACCACCACCAUCACCAUUACCACCACCAUCACCACCACCAUCACCACCAUCACCACCACCACCAUCACCACCAUCACCACCACCACCAUCACCACCACCACCAUCAGCACCACCAUCACCACCAUUACCACCACCAUCAGCACCAUCACCAUCAUCACUACCACCACCAUCACCACCAUCACCACCACCACCAUCACCACCAUCACCACCACCAUCACCAUUACCACCACCAUCACCACCAUCACCACCAUCACCCUCACCAUCACCAUCACCACCACCAUCACCACCAUCACCACCACCACCAUCACCACCAUCACCACCACCACCAUCACCACCACCACCAUCAGCACCACCAUCACCACCAUUACCACCACCAUCAGCACCAUCACCAUCAUCACCACCACCACCAUCACCAUCACCACCACCACCACCAUCACCACCACCACCAUCACCACCACCACCAUCACCACCAUCACCACCACCAUCACCAUCACCACCACCACCAUCACCACCAUCAUCACCACCAUCACCAUUACCACCACCAUCACCACCACCACCAUCACCACCACCACCAUUACCAUCAGCUGGACCCCUCCAGCAGAGGGAUGAGCGCCCAGACUAUGAGUUCAUCUUACCGCCUGGCUGCCCCCGCUACGUGCCGACACCCAGUGCUGUCAGCAAGAGGAGGGAUGCUCCCAGGAAGGGGCGCCUGCUCUUCAGACACCAGUAUGUGCAGACGGGCGUGCUCUCAGCAGCCACCCCUCCGCCUCUCUGGGGACCUGGGGCAUGUCAGGCUGAGAGUAACGCCAGCGGUGGUGAGAAGCACCUCCAGCUGUGGGCACCGACCCCUCGCCAGGCCCCGGCUAAGCGCUGUGGGCCUGGGGCCCUCGUGAACCUGCACAGCCGCCUGAGGGCCUGCAGGGACCCAGCAAGCGGGGCUUUGCUCCUGCAAGACUUCGGGGACCUCGUGGACCUCUCGGGUGUGCAAGGGGACCCCAUCGGGGAGGCACCUAAGAUGUCGGACCUGUGCCCCUGGGGAGAGCCCUAG
Globicephala melas (long-finned pilot whale) is the source of this 1659-nucleotide messenger RNA. The record is from RefSeq and is a predicted model, not a curated record. NCBI's taxonomy places the organism in Eukaryota, Metazoa, Chordata, Mammalia, Artiodactyla, Delphinidae.